Molecule: messenger RNA, 1905 nt
Organism: Miscanthus lutarioriparius
Lineage: Eukaryota; Viridiplantae; Streptophyta; Magnoliopsida; Poales; Poaceae
Source: the annotation of a GenBank genome assembly
AUGGCCGACGACGACCCCCACGACGCCGCGGUCUCCUCCUCCGCCGGCGGCGACGAAGACGACGAGGGCACCGACACCGACGCCUCCAACUCCGACCUCGCCAAUCCCCAGGGCCAGGAUCCUCUACCCUUCCCCGACGCAGCUUCGGUCCCACCUCACCCUCUCGCUCCCGCCCCCGAGCCCGCCGGCGCAAUUCCGCCGCCGCAGCCGCAGCCGCAGGGUCUGCCCGCGGGCGCCUCGGCCGCGGACGACUCGCGGCGGCUGUUCCAGCGGCUGUGGACGGACGAGGAGGAGCUCCUCAUCCUGCGCGGCUUCCUCGACUUCACGGCGCGCCGGGGCACCACGUUCGCGUCGCACCAGUACGACACGGGCCCCUUCUACGAGGAGAUCCGCCGCCGCCUCUCCUUCGACUUCACCAAGAGCCAGCUCAUCGAGAAGCUGCGCCGCCUCAAGAAGAAGUACCGCGUCUGCGCCGCGCGCGUCGCGGCGCAGGGCGCCGCGUUCGCGUUCCGGAGCGCGCACGAGGGCGCCAUCUACGACGUCGCGCGGCACAUCUGGCGCCCCGCGUUCAGGCGCGGCGAAGGCGGCGGCGCGGCCGACGCCUCCGACGAGGACGACAUCAACCCCGUAGCCGCCGCUGCUAUGGAGGUUGGCGGCGGCGGCGGCGGCGGCGGGAGCGCGUCCUCGCCCACGCCCACGGCGAGGGGCAGGGGAGGCCGGCGCGUCCGGAGGAGGACGGCGCAAGAGCUGGAGGCCCCCGCAUUGCCAGCCACGUCCGCGCUGAUGCUAACUGAUGCGGCUGAGGACCGGCUUGUUGUUGCUAUCGAGAAUUUAGCGCCGGCAAUUGCACCGCCACCUCCUUUGCAAGUGCCAACUGUAUCACCAGCGGCGGCGACCCCUUCGCCCAUGCCAGUGAGCACCGGUGGCGCCACCGAGGAGGCUAUGAGGAGUAUCAUGUCACCGUUACUGAAGGAGUUCAUCAGCUCUGUCACCGUCGCUGGGCAGACUGGAUUCGGAUUGGGGCUUGGCACAGGAUUCGGCGGCAUUGGCAUUCUUGGUCUUGGUUUAGGGGUUGCUGGCCCAAAUCCUGGAACGCCCAGUGAUGAUAAGUGGAGGCAGCAGCAAAUUCUGGAGCUUGAGGUUUAUCUAAAGAGGAUUGAGCUUGUGCGGGAACAGGUUACCGCUGCUUUACAAGACCUCAGCUCUCGUUCUUCUUUGGUGACCAAAGGUUAUUGUCCAAUUUAUAUGCAGCUAUACACCCGUCCACUCUAUGCCCUUGUAUAUGAGGCCUCCAAAAACGACACAAAGACUAUGGCCAAGAAGCACCAGGACGAAUCAUCAGUCCUCCCGACUUCCGAAACCCCGAGCACGCACGCAACACCGGCAACACAGGAGAGCGAAUGUCUGGCAACUCGAUCCACUGGAAUUACAAUUGCUGAGUAUUUCCGUGAUAUGGGCUACAGCGUCAGUAUGAUGGCUGACUCCACCUCCCGAUGGGCUGAGGCAUUGUGUGAGAUCUCAUGGCGUUUGGCUGAAAUGCCUGCUGAUAGUGGUUACCCAGCUUACUUGGCUGCACGUUUGGCAUCCUUUUAUGAACGUGCUGGUACGGUGAAAUGCCUGGGAAGUCCAGACCGGACUGGCAGUGCCACAAUUGUUGGAGUCGUCUCUCCUCCUGGUGGUGAUUUUUCAGACCCUGUUACCUCUGCAACCCUCAGUAUUGUUCAGUCUUGGACCGACACUUGGGCUGUGACAGCGGCAAAUGGGCUUGCCAGCCCAUUGUUCCACUUGGGCAUAAUCCCUGGUAUUGCUGGGUAUGACAUUACCCCCGCUGCAAAACACAGCUUGUCCCCAAGCUGUGGUGUUCAAGAAUUGUUUGCACAAAACAUCAAAGUUUUCAAUCCAUGA